CGUGCCAAUGAGUGUUGGAUUCAUUGUUAUAAAUUGGAGUUAAAGCAUGUCUUUUUUUACCAGUCUUUUAUUUUCCAAGCUCGGUCUCGUGCUAAUCGUGUUUUUACUUGUGCAAAGAUGUAGAACCGAUGAAAUUCUUGGAUGCGGUGGUUUUAUGAAAAGUCAUGCCGACAUCGAUUUCAGUCAAAUCACUGUCAAAUUAUAUACGAAGAGUGGCAGUUUGAAAGAUCAAACCGAAUGUGCUCCUAAUACGGGUUAUUAUUUUUUGCCUGUAUACGAUAAAGGAGAAUAUCUUUUAAAACUUGAACCACCAAGAGGUUGGAGUUUUGAACCAACCAAAGUUAUACUUAAUAUCGAUGGCUCUAAUUCAGAUCUUUGUAGUCAAGGGAAGGAUAUUAACUUUAUCUUCAAAGGAUUUGGUAUUACUGGCAAAGUUAUUACUGCCGCGUCAUCAAAGACGAUACAAUAUCCUAAAGGAAUAUCCAUUUUGUUAUAUGAUAAAAGUAAUAAAACGCUUCUUGCAUCAACUGUUACAUUAGAAGGUGGCACAUUUUCAUUUACUCCUGUUCAGCCUGGGAAAUAUGUACUCGUUGCUAGUCAUCCAACAUGGCUUAUGGACAAACAUUCCACAACCGUUACUGUAAGAGAAGGCAAUACAGAAUUAAAAGAUGGAGAAUUGAGUGUAUUUGGCUUUGAUGUUAGUGGACGUGUGACGACUAUAGACGGAGAACCAGUUGGCAGAGUAUCAUUUCUUCUAUUUGGAAAUGGACGAGGGAAAAAUUGUGCUACAAGUUCAGUAGAAGGCUUUGAUUCGAAAAAGAAACCAUUGUGUCACGUUACAUCCGAUGAAACAGGCAGAUUCUUGUUUCCUGCACUUUCACCUGGCGAUUAUAUAUUGAUACCUUACUAUGCUGGAUCAAGGACGAAAUUCGAUGUGAAACCGUCAGAGCUUCCGUUUACCGUUAAUCAAGACAGUUUAAUUUUGUCCCAAGAGUUCAAAGUGACCGGGUUUACGAUCAGUGGCAAAGUUAUGGCAUCGAUUAACCCGCUAAUUCCUUUAGCUGGAGCAAAAGUAUAUUUAUCUAAUAAACAAAUUGCAAUUACGGAUAAUAAUGGAGCAUAUAAAACUGACAAUGUGAAAGCCAAACAGUACAUGCUACAUGCAGAAGCAAAUGAUAUGCAGUUUGAGGAAAAACUGAUAAAAAUCUCUCCGUCUAAUCCUGAAUUACCUGUAAUAACUCCAAUAGCUUAUAAAGUUUUUGGGAAAGUAUCUUCAACGACCAAAGAGAACAUAGAAAAUAGAAAAAUUUUAAUAAAAAAUAUGUCUUCCAAUAAUCGACAAGAAGUAGAAAUUGAUUCAAAUACUGGCGAAUGGACUGUUUACCUCCCACCUGCUAAAUACCAAUUAAACGUUAUUGUUAACGAUGAAGAAAAAACUAAAGGAUUACAGUUUUUUCCUCUUCAACGUGUAAUCGAUUUAGUUUUUGCACCAUUAAAAGAUGUCAAUUUCUUACAACUUAAGGCGACUUUAAAAGGUGCCAUAAUCUGCCUACCAAAUAAAGAUUCCAUCGACGAAUGCACUCAGACUCAAAUAACCUUAAAAAUGGUCGACGGUAUUGUCGAGACAAAAACAGUCAAAGCCAAGGCUGGUGAAUAUAUCUUUGAAGAUGUCCUACCAGGCCAAUACGAAGUUAUAGUGGAUACUGAUAUAUUCUGUUGGGAUAAGUCAAGUCAUCAAAUAGUUAUUGCAUCUGAGAAACCAGUAAACGAACCAGUAUUCUGGCAGACGGGAUUCUCUGUCACAUUUAUCUCAUCUCAUGAUACGAAGUUAGCGUAUUCAGUCCCUAAUCAACCCAAUAAAAAAAUGUACUUCCAGCUUGUGAAAGGAAGUACAAGACAUUGUAUUCCAGUAUCUGGUAAAUAUGAUUUCCAUCCCAAAGGAUGCCAUAAAUAUUCCAAAUCUGUAUACACUUGGAAUACAAAUGAACGAACACCUAUUAUACUUUCAUCGACCGAACAUUUACAAAAGGGAAUUAUAUUAAGCCCCAUUGCUAUUGAUGGUGUUUCGGUUAGAAUUGAAGCAGAAUCCGAAGCGCAAAUACCAAUAGUGCUUUCGGAUCUGAAACCGAUUCGAGAAGGUCAGCUUUAUAAAUAUAUUUUCUCGUUUAAUGCCAUUAGUGGUGAAAAGUAUGUGAUUUCUCCAUCCUCUGAAGUCUUAUUAUUUGAUCCGUCCUCCCUUAAAAUUACUGGCCCUGAUGACUGUGAAAAUGAUAUAACAAUUUUUCGAGCGGAACAAGGCAAAAUUAUCAGUGGUUUUAUACAUCCUUUAUUGGAAGGUGUAGCGAUAAAGAUUUUUGGAAAUGAUAAAGAAGUUCCCAUUCAUACGUUAGUUACGCAGCAAGAUGGGACUUUUAAAGUUGGCCCACUAGAUGGGAGAAUAGAUUACAGUAUUACAGCGGAGAAGGAGGGCUUUAUUUUAACGCGUGAUCAUAAAUUACAGGAUUAUAAAUUUCUUGCUCGUAAAUUAGCUGAAAUCAAUGUUAAAGUUAUCGAUGCAUCCGAAUCUAUUCCUUUACAAGGCGUCUUGCUAUCAUUAUCCGGAGGUGGCGGCGGACCAAAUAGUUAUCGCAAAAAUAUUAUGACUGGAGAAGAAGGUACGCAAAUAUUUAAUUCCCUUUCUCCUGGCGACUAUUAUCUUCGACCGACAAUGAAGGAAUAUCGUUUUGAAUCGUCCUCGAAAAUGAUUCGAGUCGAAGAAGGUAAAACCGUUUCUGUAACUUUCAUCGGCCGACGAGUUGCAUUCAGUGCUUAUGGCGUGGUCACGUGCUUAAAUGGAGAACCCGAGGCUGGUUUACUCGUCGAAGCACGUGGUCAGAACGAUUGCGCGGAUCUGCAGGAGGAAGCAACUACCAAGGAUGAUGGAACGUGGAGAAUUCGCGGUCUUGAGCCCAAGUGCAUAUAUGCCAUUCGGCUAAAGUUAAACGAACAAAAUUCAAAUAGUCGAAAUUUGAGAGCCAUACCUAGUUCUAUUGCCGUUCAAGCCACUCAGGAUAUUCACGAUAUCAAACUUAUGGCUUUGCAGCCGGUAUCCCGUACAGAUGUGUCCAUUAGGAUCAUUUCCAAUCAGCUAGAGAAUUAUCGCACACUAAAGGUAAAACUUUGUCGCGAAGAUAUACCAGAUUCACCGAUUCACAUUGCGAAAAUUGAAAGCCAAUACUUUGGAAAAAUGAACAAUGCCGGCUUUCUUCUUCAUUUUCCUCCUCUUCAAGCCGAUGGCAAGAAAUAUUUCAUCCAGCUCGAAUCAUCUCUUUCCAAGCUAACCCACGAGUACAAGAUUUUUCCAGUUUACUUCGAGGCCAAUUCAUCCUUUAAAUUUGUAGAUUUGCGCUUUGACGCUGUGCGUAAACACGAACAGGGCGAUGCGAACCAAAUCACAUUCGUGCCUCUUCCACUUAUCAUUCUUGUGACCAUUGCGUUCUUUCAUCGCGAAGCUCUCUGCGGCUGGCUAAAUACUACUAUUGAAAAAUGGUACAAACGACCUUCGUCGUCGUUAAAUAGAAACUCUCAAGGUGUUCCGAAUCUAUUAGCAGCAACUGACUCAAGGGCGGACGAUAUUAUCGUAGAGCAGAUAAAAAAUAUCAAUAGCAAGAGUAGCAAAAAACUCAAACCUCGAAAAACGUAGUAGUAAAGUUAUUGUUUAAAAUGUUAAUAAAUUCGAUUGCUGAUCGUGUAGUGCGACUUGUAUCAUUAUAUUUAGGCGAAGAACCAUGUUUCUAUUCGUUCUAUUUUCUCAAUAUUUAUCAGUCUUGUCUUUGAAAAAAUCGUAUUUCAUGUUUUUUUUUAUUAAUCAAAAUUUUUUA
Messenger RNA from Ceratosolen solmsi marchali, 3860 nucleotides. RefSeq names its product nodal modulator 3. Gene Ontology annotation, cellular component: endoplasmic reticulum membrane. The transcript has 13 exons. The record is from RefSeq and is a predicted model, not a curated record. Lineage: Eukaryota; Metazoa; Arthropoda; Insecta; Hymenoptera; Agaonidae. The coding region runs from base 47 to 3682 and encodes 1211 amino acids. Gene Ontology annotation, molecular function: carbohydrate binding.